Messenger RNA from Oenanthe melanoleuca, 1374 nucleotides. RefSeq names its product cellular communication network factor 4 (gene CCN4). NCBI's taxonomy places the organism in Eukaryota, Metazoa, Chordata, Aves, Passeriformes, Muscicapidae. Gene Ontology annotation, molecular function: integrin binding; heparin binding. Gene Ontology annotation, biological process: cell adhesion; signal transduction. Bases 247 to 1299 code for a protein of 350 amino acids. The record is from RefSeq and is a predicted model, not a curated record. The transcript is spliced from 5 exons. Gene Ontology annotation, cellular component: extracellular matrix; extracellular region.
ACCACACACAAAAAUGAAGAAGUGAAGGCAGGAAAAGUUUCUCCCGAGGAAAAAUGCAGGGCUUGUCCUUCACUGUGACGUCAGAUCUGUCUUUAAUAAAAUCCCCAAAGAGCCAAGAGAAAAAGGCAGAGUGCCUAGGCUAGGUUGCCAGUUCAGGAUUGCUCUGCAUUCCCCAAAGUGGUGUUUUUGUUCAAAACGGCUCUAAAUCUGGGUUCAAUCAAAUGUAUUUAAUCCCGGCUUCCAGGGAUGAGGUGGCUUUUGCCCUGGAUUCUAGCAGCAAGCAGCAUUUUGCAGGGCCCCGCGCAGAGCCCGCCGAGCACGGGCGAGCCGCGGGCGCAGCUGUGCCGCUGGCCGUGCCAGUGUCCGCGGGCCGCGCCGCGCUGCGCGCCCGGCGUCAGCCUGGUGACCGACGGCUGCGGCUGCUGCCGGAGCUGCGCCCGCCAGCGCGGCCAGAGCUGCACCGAGGCCGACACCUGCGACCCCCACCGCGGCCUCUACUGCGACUACAGCGGGGACACACCUAGGUACGAAAUAGGAGUGUGUGCACAGAUUGUUGGUGUGGGAUGUGUCCUCAAUGGAGUCAGGUAUAAGAACGGGGAGACAUUUCAGCCCAACUGCAAAUACAACUGCACGUGCAUUAACGGGGCUGUGGGCUGUGUUCCCAUGUGCACACACUCACGUCCCCCCCUCGUCUGGUGCCCAAACCCAAAGCUGAUUAAGAUGGCAGGGAAGUGCUGCGAGCAGUGGAUCUGUGACGACUCCAGGAAGAUCAGGAAGACAUCUCCACGUCACAUCUCCUCUGCAGCGUACGAGGGAGAGGAGGAGGCCUGGCAGAAGAACUGCAUUGUGCACACCUCGGCCUGGAGCCCCUGCUCCAAGAGCUGUGGGCUGGGCAUCUCCACCAGGAUCUCCAACGACAACCAGCAGUGCCGGCUGCUGAAGGAAAGCCGCCUGUGCAACAUGAGGCCCUGCGAGGUGGACAUCGCCCAGCACAUCAAGCCUGGGAAGAAAUGCUUGGCUGUCUACAGGGCGAAUGAACCCAUGAACUACACCAUCUCUGGAUGUGUGAGCACAAUUCCAUACAGACCCAAAUACUGUGGUGUCUGCACAGACAACAGGUGCUGCACACCCUACAAGUCCAAGACUAUUGAAGUGAUGUUUCAGUGCCCAGAUGGAACUGAGUUUUCCUGGAAAAUUAUGUGGAUCAAUGCUUGUUUUUGCAACCUGAACUGCAGGAACCCCAAUGACAUCUUUGCUGAUUUGGCUCAUUACCAUGAUUACUCUGAAAUCGCUAAUUAAAGUGGCUGAAUGCUGGAAUUGACUCUUUGCUCUGAUUUUACAGAGGUUUUAAAAUAAAAGGAGAAUCUUCAUCCA